AUGUCCAAGAUGUAUGAUUCCAACAGCGACUUGGAUCGACAGAUUGAACAACUCAAGCGGUGUGAAAUCAUCCAGGAGCAUGAAGUGAAAGCGUUGUGCGCCAAAGCACGAGAAAUACUCAUCGAAGAAAGCAAUGUACAGCGUGUUGACUCUCCUGUCACUGUAUGUGGUGAUAUUCAUGGGCAGUUCUAUGAUUUAAAAGAAUUGUUUAAAGUUGGUGGAGAUGUUCCUGAAAGAAAUUAUUUAUUCAUGGGUGAUUUUGUCGACCGAGGAUUCUUUAGUGUUGAGACAUUUUUACUUCUACUUGCUCUAAAAGUAAGAUAUCCUGAUCGAAUAACCUUAAUACGUGGUAACCACGAAUCACGACAAAUAACUCAAGUUUAUGGUUUUUAUGAUGAAUGUCUACGAAAAUACAAUAGUGUUGCUGUAUGGCGUUAUUGUACCGAAAUUUUUGAUUACCUGAGCUUAUCUGCUAUUAUUGACGGAAAAAUAUUCUGUGUGCACGGUGGAUUGUCGCCUUCCAUUCAAACAUUAGAUCAAAUUAGAACUAUUGAUAGAAAACAAGAAGUUCCCCAUGAUGGACCUAUGUGUGAUUUAUUAUGGUCUGAUCCUGAAAAUACUCAGGGAUGGGGCGUGAGUCCUCGAGGUGCUGGAUACCUAUUUGGUUCUGAUGUUGUCUCCCAGUUUAAUACUACAAAUGAUAUAGAUAUUAUUUGUCGAGCUCAUCAACUAGUCAUGGAAGGAUAUAAAUGGCAUUUUGAUGAAACUGUGCUUACUGUUUGGUCAGCACCUAACUAUUGUUAUCGAUGUGGUAACGUUGCGGCAAUAUUGGAACUCAGUGAAACACUUCAAAGAGAUUUUACAAUAUUUGAGGCAGCUCCACAAGAAAACCGAGGAAUGCCAACAAAAAAACACGCAGCUGACUAUUUCCUUUAA
Macrosiphum euphorbiae (potato aphid) is the source of this 936-nucleotide messenger RNA. The record is from the annotation of a GenBank genome assembly. Lineage: Eukaryota; Metazoa; Arthropoda; Insecta; Hemiptera; Aphididae.